UGCGCACAUGUUUUUUAACUGGGAUAAAAAUACAGAAUUUUAAUUAAUACCCCGUUUAAUUUCGAUAAACCAACCGUAAACACUGUAUAUCACUCGCUACAAGCGCUAUUUCAAGGUUAUCAAGCCUAUUUUCGUGCAUACCAAACCAAUGAUUACCGGUAACCAGUUGAUGAAUUGUAGUUUUUGAUUUAUCUAAAAUCCCGCGAUAAAGUCCGUGCGGGGGGUAUUUAGUGAUAAUAUCCUGACCCUGCUAAGUGUUAUAAGCGUAACUGGAAUAGCAGACGUUCAUUUGGUGCCGAAGCGUCGAACGAUCUCAACAAGAUGCUCCGUUUAGCAAGAUCAGCCUUUGGCAGGGUCCAGAAAUGUAAUUUCUCGGCAGCGGCGGUCCCGGCGCCUCAAGAGAGCCCCAAUGUGAUGUACUCGGGGAUUUUUAUCAAUAACGAAUGGCACAAAUCGAAAUCGGGCAAAACCUUCCCCACCGUGAACCCCACCACCGGUGAAAUCAUCACCGAGGUGCAGCAAGGGGCCAAGGAAGACAUCGACUUGGCUGUUGAUGCCGCCAAUGAGGCCUUCCGCUUCAACUCCCCCUGGCGCACCAUGGACGCCUCCGACCGGGGGCUGCUCCUGAACCGCCUGGCGGACCUGAUGGAGCGCGACGCCGCGUACUUGGCGAGUCUCGAAACCUUAGACAACGGUAAACCGUACCAUGUGGCCUACCCUGUCGACAUCAUGGGCAGUAUCAAAGUGAUAAGGUACAUGGCCGGCUGGGCUGACAAAAACCACGGCAGGGUCAUACCCCUGGACGGCCCCUUCAUGUGCUACACGCGCCACGAGCCCGUCGGAGUCUGCGGGCAAAUCAUCCCCUGGAACUUCCCCCUGCUGAUGAUGGCGUGGAAGAUCGGCCCUGCCUUGAGCAUGGGGAACACGGUGGUGCUCAAGCCCGCCGAGCAAACCCCCCUGACAGCCCUCUACACGGCGCAGUUGAUCAAAGAGGCCGGGUUCCCCCCAGGCGUCUUCAAUCUAGUGCCCGGGUUCGGCGACGCGGGGGCCGCACUUGUCUCCAACCCCAAAGUCGAUAAAAUCGCAUUUACGGGAUCGACCGAAGUGGGGCUGAAAAUCCAGCAAAUGUCAGGCGUUGGUAACUUGAAACGGACCACCUUGGAAUUGGGGGGCAAAAGCCCCAACAUUAUCCUGGCCGAUGUUGAUAUCGAGAAGGCCGUGGAACAAGCCCACUUCGGGCUGUUCUUCAAUCAAGGACAAGUGUGCUGUGCGGGCUCACGGACCUUCAUCGAGGACAAAAUCUACGACGAGUUUGUCGAAAGGUCGGUCGAACGGGCGAAAAAGCGCACCGUUGGCAACCCCUUUGACCCCAAAACGGAGCAAGGGCCCCAGAUUGAUGAAACCCAAAUGACGAAAAUCCUGGGUUUGGUUAAAGAAGGGGUGAACCAAGGGGCAAAAUUGUUGGUUGGGGGUAAGAGAGUUGGGGAUAAGGGAUAUUUCGUUGAACCGACAGUUUUCGCCAAUGUUGAGGAUAACCACGUGAUUGCCAAAGAAGAAAUUUUUGGGCCAGUGCAACAAUUGAUGCGGUUCAAGGACUUGGAUGAGAUUAUAGAACGGGCGAAUAAUACCAAUUAUGGGCUUGCGGCAGCUGUUUUCUCGAAAGAUUUGGAUAAAGUCAAUUAUCUGGUUCAAGGGAUAAGGGCUGGGACUGUCUGGGUCAACACGUACAAUAUUUUGGGGGCGCAAACGCCGUUUGGAGGGUUCAAGGAUUCGGGACAUGGGCGUGAGAUGGGAAUUUAUGGCUUGAAUCAAUACACUGAAGUUAAAAGUAUUAUUACAUCGGUUGCACGAAAAAACUCGUAAUUGAUAACCUUUAAAAAUGGUAUCGGUUAUUAUGUAACGUUUUUCCAUUGAAAAGUGCUUUUUCAUCAUACAUUUUAAGGUCAAAUUUGAUUGUGUGUUGCCAUAAAUUGUUACGAUUGUUUGUAUUCAUAAUAAAGUUUCUAUAUUUUUA
Messenger RNA from Tribolium castaneum (red flour beetle), 2014 nucleotides. It is a transcript of the gene Aldh, whose product is annotated as Aldehyde dehydrogenase. The record is from RefSeq and is a predicted model, not a curated record. The transcript is spliced from 5 exons. Gene Ontology annotation, molecular function: aldehyde dehydrogenase (NAD+) activity. The coding region runs from base 322 to 1863 and encodes 513 amino acids. Lineage: Eukaryota; Metazoa; Arthropoda; Insecta; Coleoptera; Tenebrionidae.